UGUGAAUACAACGUCACGUUUGUAUGCGGAAGGAUUCACUGGAGUGACAACAGUAUAUUCAUCUGUACUUCGGAGCAGAAUAACCACAGCUAGUUUUUCAACAUGUUUAAGGCUGUUAUUUUAAUAGGGGGGCCUCAGAAAGGCACGAGGUUCAGGCCGCUCUCAUUUGAAGUUCCCAAACCUUUGUUUCCAGUAGCUGGUGUGCCCAUGCUCCAGCAUCACAUUGAAGCAUGUGCCAAGGUACCAAAUCUGAAGGAAGUCCUGCUCAUUGGGUUUUACCAGCCUAAUGAAGAACUCACUAGAUUCCUUUUUAAUGCCCAGCAAGAAUUCAAGAUUUCCAUUAGGUAUUUGCAAGAAUAUGCAGCCCUGGGUACUGGAGGGGGCAUCUAUCACUUCAGAGAUCAAAUCAUCGCUGGUGGCCCUCAGGCUUUCUUUGUUCUUAAUGCUGAUGUGUGCGCAGCCUUUCCUUUAACAGAGAUGCUCAGCUUCCAGAAAGAACACGGAGAACCGAAUAGCUUUGUCAUACUUGGAACAACGGCAAACAGGAAACAAUCGCUGAAUUAUGGCUGCAUAGUUGAAAACGAAGAAACGAAUGAGGUGUUGCAUUAUGUGGAAAAGCCGAGCACAUUUGUGAGCGACAUCAUCAACUGUGGUAUCUACCUAUUUAAUCCUGAGAUCUUCCAGCAUAUUGGAACAGUUUUCCAGAAAAAUCAACAAGACAUGAUGAUGGAGGAGACGAACAACGGCUGGCACAGAGCAGAAGCCAUCAGGUUGGAGCAGGACAUUUUCACUGCCCUGGCUGGACAGGGCAAACUCUACGUUUAUAAAACACUCCGAUUCUGGAGCCAGAUAAAAUCAGCAGGGUCUGCAAUUUAUGCAAGUCGGUUAUACCUCAACCAGUAUCACAAGACUCAUCCGGAAAGGCUGGCUGCAAACAAAGAAGGAGGCCCUAAAAUAAGUGGUAAUGUCUAUAUCCACCCUACUGCCAACAUUGAUCCCACUGCGGUGUUGGGCCCUAAUGUCUCCAUUGGCACAGGAGUUACUAUUGGUGCUGGGGUUAGAGUGCGUGAAUCCAUUAUCCUGCAUGGUGCGACUCUCCAGGACCACUGCUGUGUCUUAAACAGCAUUGUAGGAUGGGAUAGCACUAUUGGCAAAUGGGCACGAGUAGAAGGAACUCCCAGUGACCCAAACCCAAACGAUCCAUAUGCAAAGAUUGACAGCGAGACACUUUUCAGAGAAGGAAAACUCACCCCGUCCAUCACUAUUCUUGGUUGUAAUGUGUCCAUUCCCAGAGAGGUGAUAAUCCUCAACUCUAUUGUCCUGCCACACAAAGACCUCAACCGCAGCUUCAAGAACCAAAUUAUUCUGUAGCUAAUCUUCCUCACGCUGUAUUUCUUCACUGUGUUAGUAGCGAGGGAUAAACGGCAAGGCUGCACACCUCUGAGUUACUGUAUAUAAGAUGUCAGGCGCGAAGAUAUGGGACAUUCAUUAAGCUGUUUUGAAAGAUAGAUUUUUAUGUUUGUCCUCAAGGCUUUAUGCAUCAUUGGCGUCAACAGUAUUAAAGAAAGAGCAAUCACACAUGUUGAUUCACCUUGAAAAGUGCUGUCAGUGGCCCGCGUUAUUAACUUUACCAAACUGUUAAAUUACCAGCAGCGUAAGAGUAAUAUAUUCGGUGGACGUUAAUAUGAUGUAAAAAGAAGUUUUAUAGAUCAGCACAUUAUGUUUCCCCCAAGGACACACUCGAGAGUCUGUUGCAAGAAAAGUAAUUGUAAGUGAAUAAAAAUCACAGAGUAGUGACUGUUGUUAAAAAUUAGAGGUGAUUAUUUGGGUCACGCUUUGAUUGAACCCUUUUAGCGUAUUAAGUGCCAGUAAAAACUGACUACUAGCUAAAUAAAUGGGUGACUUGGUAUUGACAUUGCAA
Messenger RNA from Corythoichthys intestinalis (scribbled pipefish), 1921 nucleotides. It is a transcript of the gene gmppaa, whose product is annotated as GDP-mannose pyrophosphorylase Aa. Gene Ontology annotation, biological process: biosynthetic process. The transcript is spliced from 12 exons. Gene Ontology annotation, cellular component: cytoplasm. Gene Ontology annotation, molecular function: transferase activity. Lineage: Eukaryota; Metazoa; Chordata; Actinopteri; Syngnathiformes; Syngnathidae. The coding region runs from base 103 to 1371 and encodes 422 amino acids. The record is from RefSeq and is a predicted model, not a curated record.